AUUUAAUGUAAGGUCUUAAGUUAAAGUCUUAGAUAGGAUUGAUCUUAAGAAAAGACUUUGAUGCUAUGCCAUUAAUAAAAUAGUUGAUGGAUUAAUCAUUGAAUUAACCUCUAUUACUAUUAAAUGAUGAAGAAUAAAUGUGGACUUAAAUUGCGAGAGCAAUAGAGAAUCUAAAUCAAAAGAGCGUUAAAAAGUUAAAAUAAAUAGAAGAGAGAGCAGCAAAGAUAGCAGGUUAAGUAGUAGAAGAGUAAGGAGAAGAUGAUUAAACAGAAGAGUAGUAGGAAUAAUAAUAAGUGUAAGAUGAAAAUGAAGAUGGGGUUGAGUAAGAUGAAUAAUAGGAAUAUAAUGAAGGAGAUGGAAAUGAAGAAGAAGGAGAAGAAUAAGAAAUAGAAUAAGAAUAUGAUGAAGAAGGAGGAAACUUUAGAUUUGAGAAGAAGUAGAAAUAAAAAGAUGAUUUUGAUGAGUUUGAGAAAUAUAUGUAAGAUUAUGAUGAUGGAAAGAUGGGUAAAAUAGAUUUAGAUGAGGAAGAGAAUGAAGGAGAAGAAGAAGAUGAAUAAAAUGAAUAAUUAAAUGAAGAAGCAAACAAUGAUGGGUAAGGAAUUAAUUAGAUAUAAUUAUAGGGAGGAUUCUGUAUUUGAUGAUAUGAGAGAGGAGGAAUUAGAGUAGGAAAAUAAUGAAGUAGGUGAAGAUGAAGAUGAGGAAAUAAAAAAUUUAGAAGAAUAGAGAUUGAAAAAAAAGGAUUGGUAAUUAGUAGGUGAAGUAUAGGGUAGAUAAAGACCAUUAAAUUCAUUAAUUGAUUAGGAUUUAGAUUUUGAUGUGAAUAGAAAAAUAUUAGAAGAGACAACUCCAGAGUAAUAAAAUAAAUUAAUAGAAAUGAUAAAGUAAAUUAAUUAAUCGAUUAUAUAAUAGAAAGAGAGUUUAAGAUGAACUUUUUGAUGACAGAUAGAAAGUUUAGAUAAAUUUGAAUACUCUUGAGAAACCAAUUGAUUAAGUAGAUACAAACAAAUCAUAAUUUGGUUUAGCUGAAUUAUAUGAAAGAUAAUUUAAAUAAGCUUUAGGAUUACCUACAAAUACUAGUGAAUAGAAAUUAAAAUAAGAAUUAUUCGAAUAGUUUAGAGAAUUAUGCUAUAAAUUAGAUUCUUUAACUAAUUUGAAUUUCGAACCAAGAGGAUAUGUAAAAUAGGCAGAAGUUUAGGUUUUGGAUAAUAAUGUAGUAUAAAGAGAAGAGAAAGUGCCAAUAACAGGAAGAGGAGAAUAAAUGGAAGAUGUAGAGAAAAUAAAAAAGACAGGAUUUUUAUCAAAAGAGGAAGCUGAUCAUUAAUUAAAUAAGAAAAGUAGGAGAAUGGCUAAAUAGAGAAAAAGAAAUAGAGAGAGAGAAAAGAAAAGAAGUGGAUUAGUUAAGAAGUUAGAAAGUAGAGGAGAAACUAAGUUUAUGUACAAUCAACAUUAAUAAGGAAAGAAAUAGAUGAGUUUUAUUAAAUAAUAAAAAAAUAAGGAGAGUGUUAAAUUUGAUAAGACUAGCACAUUUUUUAAGAAUUUAUAAGAAAGUGGUGUUAAUAAAUAAGGAGGAGAGAAUAAAAAUAAGAAAAAAGGAGAUAGAUCAGAAGGAGAUAUAAAAAUUAAGUCGAAAUAAAUAAAAAAACAAUGA
Molecule: messenger RNA, 1648 nt
Organism: Paramecium sonneborni
Lineage: Eukaryota; Ciliophora; Oligohymenophorea; Peniculida; Parameciidae
Source: the annotation of a GenBank genome assembly